CAUUCUCAACCUCUGUCAUCUUCUUCUCUUGAGAUCUCUUUUCUUUAGUUUUCCUGCUGCAACUUCUUUGUUUGAUCCAAUGGCUAUUCCAGUGAUUGACUUUUCAAAGCUUAAUGAUGGGAAGGAGAGGGCUAAGACAAUGUCUCAGAUCGCAAAUGGUUGUGAGGAAUGGGGAUUCUUCCAGCUGGUGAACCAUGGGAUCUCAGAGGAGCUCUUGGAGAGGCUCAAAAAGUUGUGCUCUGAGUGCUACAAGAAGGAAAGAGAAGAAGCUUUCAAGAACUCAAUGCCUGUGAAGAUGUUGAAUGACUUGGUGGAAGGGAAAAGGGAUGAGAAGUUGGAGAAUGUGGACUGGGAAGAUGUCUUCACACUUCAAGAUGACAUGAACAACUGGCCAUCCCAAUACAAGGAAUUCAAGGAAACCAUGUCUGAAUACCGAUAUGAAUUGAAGAAAUUGGCUGAGAAAGUGAUGGAGGUAAUGGAUGAGAACCUAGGGUUACAUAAAGGUUACAUUAAGAAGGCAUUCAAUGGUGAGGAUCAGGCCUUUUUUGGCACCAAGGUCAGCCACUAUCCACCUUGUCCUCGUCCUGAUCUAGUGAAUGGCCUUCGUGCCCACACCGAUGCUGGGGGUAUCAUCCUACUCUUCCAGGAUGAUGAGGUGAAAGGCCUCCAAAUCCUCAAGGAUGGAGAAUGGAUUGAUGUUGAAACAAUUCCUAAUGCCAUUGUCAUCAACACAGGAGAUCAGAUUGAGGUCUUGAGCAAUGGGCUAUAUAAGAGCGUCUGGCACCGCGUAUUGGCCACUCCAGAUGGUAACAGAAGAUCCAUAGCAUCUUUCUACAAUCCCUCUCUCAAGGCAACCAUAGCACCUGCACCUGAAUUAAUCAACCCAGUGACAAAAGAAGUUGCCCAACCUUACCCAGAGUUUGUUUUUGGUGAUUAUAUGUCUGUUUAUGCUAAGCAGAAGUUCCUUCCAAAGGAACCAAGGUUCCAAGCUGUUGGGGCCAUGUAAGAGGCAGAAAGAGCUUCUUUUUAUAUAAUGACUUGAUGCUUUCAGUAACUUAAAGGUUUAGUGAUAAAAGUUGUGAUCCUAGAUCAGAAACCCACUAGAUUUCCUUCUCUUGACUUUGUGUAGAAAGGAUAAGGAAGUUCAAGGGGUGUUAUUGUUGUUUGCUUCAGAGUUAACAUGCUUGCUUUUCCAUCCCUAGCACACGCAGCUAGGUGAUGUUGGAUUUCCAUUGUAUUUGCAAGGUUGCUUUGUACACAUUAUUAGCAUAUAUAAAAUAUACUUUUCAAUGUUA
Macadamia integrifolia is the source of this 1295-nucleotide messenger RNA. RefSeq names its product 1-aminocyclopropane-1-carboxylate oxidase 5-like. The coding region runs from base 80 to 1006 and encodes 308 amino acids. The transcript has 3 exons. The record is from RefSeq and is a predicted model, not a curated record. NCBI's taxonomy places the organism in Eukaryota, Viridiplantae, Streptophyta, Magnoliopsida, Proteales, Proteaceae.